UUGGUUGAAAAGUAUGUAAUACAUUCUUUGUAAUAUAUAGGAGUAGAAUAAUGUUACUAUCUUGAUUUCCCGGUCCCAAGCCGGAACCAAACAUGGCUAGCAACUCAGAAGAACACGUCGUAACCAUGAAUUGGCAAGUCAACAAGGACCGCAUAGAGUUGAUGCAAAGAAAAAUCUCGGAACCGCCGCGACUACUAAGCAAAUCCGCCGGCAGAAGCGGUUGCUGCAUUUUCCGGGCGCCCCAGAGCUUCGUCGACGUCAACGGCCGAUCAUAUCAGCCGCGCAUAGUCUCCAUCGGUCCGUACCACCGCGGCAAGCCGCACCUGGAGAUGAUCCAGGAGCAUAAGUGGAGGUUUCUGGGCACGUUGUUGCAGAGGACGGAGAAAAUAGGUUUGACCUUAGAGGAUUACUUUCAAACUGUCCAAACUCUUGAAAUGGAGGCUAGAGAGUGUUAUUCCGAGGCUAUAAAUCUGGAAAGCGAUGAGUUUGUGGAGAUUUUGGUUCUUGAUGGCUGUUUUAUCAUAGAACUUUUUCGAAAAAUUGGAAGAGUGGUUCCCUUUGAGGAAGACGAUCCCUUCAUAUCCAUGUCUUGGAUAUUCCCUUUUCUUUUAAGGGACUUUAUUAGGCUUGAGAAUCAAAUCCCAUUUUUCAUUCUUCAACGUCUGUUCGAGCUUACAAAAAUGUCCGGCGAACAGGCGUCGCUGUCUAGAAUCGCCUUGUUCUUCUUCAAUCACGCGUUACAGAGACCCGAGGAGAUUCUUGAUAAGUACGAAAAUCUAGCCGGAAAACACUUGCUCGAUUUUCUCCGGUCAAGUUUUAUGACUUUUAUCCCUCCGGUGACCGAAAACCCCCCAAAGUCGCCGAGCCACGUAAUCCAUUCCAUCUCGAAGCUCCGCCGCGCCGGAAUCAAGCUGAGGCCGGGGCAGGAAGACAGCUUCCUGGCCAUAAAAUUCCGGCGGGGUGUAAUCUGGAUGCCGGCGAUCACCGUCGACGACUUCAUGGCCGCGUUCUUGCUGAACUGCGUGGCGUACGAGCAGUGCCACGGGGAGUGCAGCAAACACAUGACCACGUACGCGACAUUAUUGGAUUACCUAGUAAACACGUACAAGGACGUCGAGUACUUGUCGGACUGCAACAUCGUCGAGAAUUAUUUCGGGACCGAUUCGGAGCUGGCGACGUUGAUAAACAAACUGGGAAAAGACGUGAUGUUCGACAUCGAUGAGUGCUACCUGGCGCAAGUGUUUGAUGAGAUCAUAUCGAAAGCCCAUAAGAAACACUACUACUAGAUCAGUUCAGAUGGCUCCAGAAUAAUCAAGGAAGCAAGGCCACCACCAUGGCAAUAUUAAACAUGCCAUCCAUGGAGUUAUCAAGGAACUCGCCGAAGAAGUCGACGAAAAAGGCCGGGAAUCGUUGCAGAAACUCUGGGCCAAAUUUGAAAACGAGGAGGAGGUCCAACUUCAAGGAAUCAUCACACGGAUAAUGCGUCCAGGUGAGGAUGCCGCACCAGAUUGGAUUGAAAAGUUUCUCAGAAAAUUGCAUCUUGUUUCUGAAGAUACUCAUCAUCAAGUUGUUUCAAUGAAGGAUAGAGGUUUGAAAGGAGAUGAUGAUUCAUUAUAUGCAAAGGAAAAGAGUGAGAAUAGGCUCCAACGAUUCAAAAUCAAGACCAUCAAUGUUGGAGUUGUCAAGGAAGGAGAAGAUCAUAAAUAGCAUGCUUGAUUACC
This is a messenger RNA of Ipomoea nil (Japanese morning glory), 1721 nucleotides long. RefSeq names its product UPF0481 protein At3g47200. The transcript has 2 exons. Bases 93 to 1286 code for a protein of 397 amino acids. Lineage: Eukaryota; Viridiplantae; Streptophyta; Magnoliopsida; Solanales; Convolvulaceae. The record is from RefSeq and is a predicted model, not a curated record.